UUUCAAUACCUACGCACUAUUGGGUCCAAUUUUGUAAUUUGUAAAUUAUAGCAACGAAACAAAUAUUUUAUGCAAUUGAUAAUUGUUAAUAUACUCAUUUGAAAUGCUAGAAGAAGUUAUAGUGAGCUCGCGUCCUGAUCGGGUUAUUCGCAAAAAACUAAAAAAUCCAGGUGACUACACAAUAGUUCCUUACGAGGAUUCUCGUUGCAAGAUCAAAAUAACAAACUUAGCUUGCACCAACCAUCUCGGGAAAUGUGAAAUUGAACCAGAAAGCAAAGUUUUCAGCACCAAUUUCGACGGUAACGUACUAAUUGGCGAUUCAGAUUUUUUUAUUGACAAAGACUUUGAGUUAAUCCUGCAGCAGAUGUGCAGCGGAGAAACUUGUGAAGUGAACAUGGUGUAUAGGGAUGGUAGUGGAGAGCUGGUGAAAGAGAUCUCGUGUGACGUAGAGCUGAAGGAAGUGACUGAAGAGCAGCUCAUUAGUGACUGGAGCUGGGAGAGAUUGAUGGAAGCUUCUAUACACCACAAGGAGAAAGGUGUAGAAUUAGUGAAAGAGAAGCGGAUAUUAGAUGCAUUCAGGAGAUUCAGUAAGGCUCUCAAGAUGGUUGUAGCCAUUGAACCUAUAGAUCCUGAAAUCAUUGAUGAGGAAAAAGCAGUUGCAAUUACAGAUCUUAAGGUCAAAUUAUAUAAUAAUUUAGCGCAUUGUCAACUUCAAUACAAUGAAUACGAAGCAGCAUUAGACCUGUGUAAUAGAGCCAUUAAAUAUGACCCAGAAAAUGUGAAGGCUCUAUAUAGAAGAUCGCUGGCGUACACCGGCCUGGAGAUGUAUGUGGAGGCUUGGGCAGACAUACAGCGCGUAUUACAGAUCACGCCGGCCGAGAAAGCAGCUGUACAACAAUCAAGGCAUUUGAAACCGAUAAUUGAUAGGAUUAAUGAAGAUUACAGUAGUGUCGUUAAGAAAAUGUUCUCAUGAGAAUAAAUAUUAUUUAUUGUU
This is a messenger RNA of Bombyx mandarina (wild silkworm), 994 nucleotides long. Its product is annotated as peptidyl-prolyl cis-trans isomerase D. Lineage: Eukaryota; Metazoa; Arthropoda; Insecta; Lepidoptera; Bombycidae. The record is from RefSeq and is a predicted model, not a curated record. Gene Ontology annotation, molecular function: protein binding.